Messenger RNA from Cryphonectria parasitica EP155, 4494 nucleotides. RefSeq names its product Srb8, subunit of the RNA polymerase II mediator complex (gene Srb8). The coding region runs from base 1 to 4494 and encodes 1497 amino acids. Gene Ontology annotation, biological process: regulation of transcription by RNA polymerase II. Lineage: Eukaryota; Fungi; Ascomycota; Sordariomycetes; Diaporthales; Cryphonectriaceae. Gene Ontology annotation, molecular function: transcription coregulator activity. Gene Ontology annotation, cellular component: mediator complex. The transcript is spliced from 6 exons. The record is from RefSeq and is a predicted model, not a curated record.
AUGUCCUCCCGAGCCUCGAUAGGCGUCCCGCAGCGACAGCCCCCCUCGAGGUCCCUGAGCAGUUCUGGCACCCUGUCGCAGAGACCUGCCCACAAGAGAACACUCUCAUCGCAAUACCUGCCUCCUUCUCCUGUCCGCAACAACAGCGCCGACUUUCCCCCCUCCUCUUCCGACCCUGGGCCCGGCGCCGCCACCACCUCCAGCAACAGCCAGGCCGGCAAUGUUGCACAGACACAAUAUGGCACGCCUCGCCGCGGCGGUUCGCGGCUCCGUCUGGAGCUUGCCAACGAUGGCAUCACACACUCGGGCUUCGUCGAGUCACCGACCAACGCCGGCUCCGCCAUCGAUCUCUCCAAGCCCUUCACCCCGUCAAGGAGAGGACUGGCUUCUGCCGACAAUAGCGACAACAACCCUCCCCUACCAAUGCCACGACGCCGAUGUCGAUUUGCGCUCCCCGACCUGAAGAAGCACGUGGCUGCUCCGGCGCCGGCUCCCGUCAAGAAGGAUAAUAGGCCCAAGCCAUAUAGCAUCGAGGCCCCGCCCGCGGCGCCGCGAUGGGCACUAGUCAGUGGUGGGGGCAAGGACUCGCAGCACAGGUCGGCCAGUACGAGUGCCCCUUCGAUGGGACAUGCCGAUUUUAGCCCGUGGACUGGCGACGGUCCCGAGGAUCACUUCACUCAAUCCUUCAUACAGAAUGGGUACUUCGACAAGGGGCCCUUCGGCCAGGCAGAGAAUGGGACCGGCAAAUCCGCCAUCUUCCCCAGCCUCAAACACAAGACGGGUCUCUAUGCCCUCUCGACCGUCUUCACCGGCCUGCUCGGGGCUAGGCGGCACAGCGGGCAGAUCACCUCGCCCUCCACCUUCAAGCCGCCUCCGCGCGUGACCGUCACCGACACCAAGAGGGAGGCCUGGCUGAAGGAUCUCGCCAACCCAGCGAGCUCUCUCCGCCGGCUGAGCAGGACGGUCCCGCACGGCAUCAGGGGCAAGGGCCUGCUGGACCAGUGCCUGAACAAGAACAUGCCCACCGACCGCGCUGUCUGGCUUGCCAAGUGCGUCGGCGCCAACGAGAUCAGGGCUUUCAAGCGCAAGGGCGUCAACGGAGCUGUCGUCAUGGGCGGCGAGGCCAAGUGGAUAAGGGACUGGACCGUCUUUGUCGAGCAGUUUGUCGACGGGGUUGUCGCAUCCUUUGGCGACCCAGACUGGAAGAACAAGGUCAAUUAUGCGGUCCGACUUGCUACUCAACUCUACGCCGAACACUUGCUCGACCGCGAGCAUUAUAUGGAAUGGGUUGUGCUGGGCAUCGAGAAUUGCCCCAACUCAAAACUACCCAUGUACCUUCUUAUCAUGCAGAUCUACUGGAAGGAUCUCCUACGCCUGAGAAAAUAUGGCCGACGGCUCGUCGCCGCCCUCCUCAGCCAAUAUAGUACCAUACAAAACCACCCCGACCGCGACAUCUUCGCACCACUAGCAGCAAGAUUAGUACAGCUCAUCAAGACCCUGGUGUUGUCGACCUCGGUCAACUUUGUCUCCCCGUCCACUUGGCCCAAGCACAAGGACGUCCUCGCGGCAGCUCUCCCUGCGGAUGACAGUGCCAUCUUGGCCGCCCACCGGGUCAUCAGCUCCCGCAACGAACAACUGCUCUCGAGCGCACGGGCGCCUGCAGCCCGCGGCAUUAUGGUCAAACACCUGGACGGCGCGCUGCAGGCCCCGAUUCCUGAGGACCUGCCCAUCCGAUGUUGGAACAUGUUCAAGGGCAAGGACAGCUCUGUCAGGACCACACUGGAAUGGUGCACGUCCUCGUACCGCCCAGGACUGUCCAAGAUCUAUAUUGCCCACCGGCUGCUGUCAGCCUGGGCUGGCCUCGGCCUCAACACGACAGAUGCGGUCCUGGGCUUCAUGACUGCGCUGUACCAUCUGGUAUCCGAACUCGUCCGCUCUGGGCAUUUCGAGCCCAUGGCGUACAUGCAGUGGCUCAUAGCCCGUGGUGGGCUUUACGAUUCCAGCGGUGUCGACCAGGACGGCCCUGCGACGACCCGACUACUCGUGGAACUGCCCAUCUUUGCCCUGCCGGACUCGUUGAGGACUAUGCGUGCCAACAUGCUUGGUCGGGCGGGCUACAGCGUCGACGACGAGGCGACCAACACAGAGAUGGCUGUUAACUCUGUGAAGAGCAGCCUGGGUCUGCACUGGACGGAUGCGCCCCAGACGGGCAGCAUAUCCGUCGACAAGCUCUGCAGGAGGAUCAGGAGGAGUAGCCGUGCACUGAAGGUAGAGGUUGGCCAGUGCCUCCGCCGGAUCUUCGUGUUGGAGAUGGCACAAGCGCAGACCGCCAGCAAGGAGGUUCUCAGGUUUCCCACGCCCACCUUUCUCGCCGCAAGGUCCAUCCUGGAGGCGGCUGAGGACUUCAGGACCCUCGGCGAGCUUCUCAAGACCGCGUCGGACCUGUUCGACGCCGACAUAUUAUCGUCGUGCGCCGACACUCUAAAUCUCCAUCUGCCUACCCUCUGCGCGUUGGGCAUCGCAAAAGAUGUGUUUGAAUCUCUUGUAAAGAGGCUCGGCAAUUUAUCCCAGACACAGGGCGUUGUGGCCGUGCGUCCUCUCCUGACAUCGAUGGCCAUGCUGGUCCCACGGAUCCCUGGUCAGGACGCUCUUGUCAAUCACCUCAACGACGCAAUCCGCAACGACCGGAACAGCGCCGUGGACGCCUCCUCACCUGUGAGCGAUAAUAUGGCCGCCCGCAUUCAAGAUGAGGAAGGUGAGCUUUUGGACGAGAUCGAGAAGAGGCUGGCAAACAAGACUAGCAUGGACAGGACCACCAUGAACAGUUUUCUCAACAAGAUCAUUCCCAAGAUUCAGGCCUGCUGGCUGAAAGCUGACGAGAGGCUGCGUGCUUAUGGCUCUCUGCUGGCGAGGCUACGAUACUUUGAUACGCAGCAUUUCGACUCGUUCAUGACCAAAUGGGUUCUCGGGAUCCGCAACCCGCAGAGCCGACCACCACUCGGGCAAAUCUUUCCCCUCAUGGUCGUCGUCGGGUGCCUCAACUUUUCUAUCAUACUGACCACGACGGGUGAUGCCGUGUCCGUCGCUGCAAGACCGAAUAUGGCCGCCAAGGCGGGAGGGCGUCCGCAGACAUAUGUCCAGGAGGUCCUCGAGCUGUUCACAGCACCGCCAUCAUCGAAAGAGUUGCUGACGCCCGAGGAGGCAUAUCGAUUUCGGAUCCUACAGGCCCAGGCGCCCAAAACACACUUCAAAGAGAUGGUGGUUCUUGUCCGAAAUGCUCUGGCCGAGUAUUGUAGCGCCAACAGCCAGGAGGACGCCUCAGCUGUGCCUCUGGCGAACGAGAAGGCGCGGGACCGUCUAGAGGGGCUACUGAGGAGCUUGGUGCUGAUCGACCAGCAGAACGUCCCCAAGCUUCUCAACUUGAAGGCCCUGGAUCCUGCCGUGGGAAAGAUGUUGGACAGUAUAACGACACGACUGCUGCUGCCGGACGAGGCACCGGGAAGACAAUUCACCUUCGAACAGGUCCUCGGCCUGGCCAACGAGCUCACCCUGCCUUUCUGCCAGCUGAAGCUGAACCAAUGCAUGGCGAUGGUCGAGACGAGCGGCGCCAAUGCCCAAGACAGGCUGCAAACGCAGCUGGAGGUGUACUCCAAGGCCAUGGACGACGCCAUUGACUCCCACAACAUCACAUGGACCGGGAUCCUCCCUUGGCUGCCGGCAGAAGUCUCACAGCAUCUCUUGACACUGGCCCAGACUCGGCUGUUCAACCUGCUGCCAUCGAUGAAAAACCUGAUCCCCGCCGAUGAAAGCUUUGCUGUUGCCGAAACUUUACUGUCCGUGAUUGACAUCCUCAGCCGGGGUCGUCCAACACAGCUAGCCUCCAACGUGGUCGAUCGGCUGGCUGAUCUGUGGGAAGUUCUUGCGUCGCCUUCGGAUGAGGAAGUGAAGAUUGGGGUGCUUCUGAAGUGGCUGCCGCUCAUGCUUUCGUUGCUCGCACUGCAUGCGCCCGUUCAGGAGCCGGCCAACAAGCAAAACGGCGAGGUUCGCGGUCGGGCCCUUCUCGUCCUCACCGGCCUCCUCCAGGAACUCGAAGGCCUAUCGCCACUGGCCAUAUGCAACCCGGACAUCCCCUCCAACCAUCUGUCGCAGCUCACGCAGCGCACCUUCGACCUCGCCCUCCUCCUCGUCGACACGCUGCCCGACGAGGCCCGGCAACAAUGCAUCCGCCACCUGCGCGAUGCCCUGUCGGACCCGCGCCUGCGGUACAUCUUCAGCUACGCCCCGCAGCCACACGACAAUCUGAUGCUGGCGCACAAGGACAAGCCGGCGACCCCUGCAGGCCAAAGGCCCCGUGGCGGGGGCGGCGUGGCCGGGGAAAGGCUCGGCGCGUUCACCUUUAGGCGGUGGGAGAUCCUCAACGAGCCCACGCCAAAUAUUGGUGAGAAUGAUACGAGCCUGGACCUGAGACUCUUUGAAGGCAUCAAGUUGCAGUGA